CCGCUCCCUCCCUCCACUCCCUCCUCCUCCUCCUCCUCCUCCUCGUCGCUCCCCCCUCCCCUCGGCGAUGUCCGCGAGGGGCAUGGAGUUGGCCGGAGCCUAUAAAAGCCCCUGAGAGGAGCCCGAGCGCCGCCACCGUCGGGCAAGGGAGAGCUGAGCUGCAAAGGGAGCGCACGGCGAGCAGGAACGGCAGCGGAGCAACCGGGCACAACUGAGGCGCCACCAUGUCCCAUCACUGGGGGUACGGCAAGGACAACGGACCUGCUCACUGGCAUGAAAACUUCCCUGUUGCUAAUGGAGAGCGUCAGUCACCCAUUGAUAUCCAAAAAAAGUCCACCAAGUAUGAUGCCUCUCUGAAGUCCCUGAGCAUCAGUUAUGACCCAUCUACAGCUAAAACUAUUCUCAACAAUGGGCACUCCUUCAAUGUUGAAUUUGAUGACUCUGCUGACAAAUGCGUGCUGAAAGGUGGCCCAGUUGAUGGAAUCUACAGACUACGCCAGUUCCACAUUCAUUGGGGAUCCUGUGAAGGCCAAGGUUCUGAACAUGCUGUGGAUGGAGUGAGAUAUGAUGCAGAGCUGCAUUUGGUUCACUGGAACACAAAAUAUGGCAGUUUUGAAGAAGCUGUGAAGCAUCCUGAUGGACUGGCCGUUGUGGGUGUGUUUUGGAAGGUAGGAAAUGCUUGCUCUGGAAUACAGAAAGUCGUUGAUGCACUGGACUCUAUUAAACACAAGGGCAAGCAAGCUGCCUUCACAAACUUUGAUCCCACUGGUGUGCUUCCUGCCUCCCGGGAUUACUGGACUUAUCUGGGAUCACUGACCACUCCCCCCUUGCUUGAAUGCGUCAUCUGGAUUGUUCUGAAGGAGCCUGUGACUGUCAGCAAGGAACAAAUUGACAAACUCCGUUGCCUUUGCUUCAGUGAUGAGAAUGAGCCUCAGUGCUGCAUGAUGGACAACUGGCGCCCUUGCCAGCCUCUGAAGAGCAGAGAAGUUAGAGCCUCCUUCCAAUAAGCUGUGUCCCUUCAGCAUUGUGUUGUGUUCUUGAGGGUUGAGUUUGUUUGUUCCUUUUUUCCGCUAAGCACAAAUCAGACUAAUGCCAUAUAAGCACUAGUGACAUCUGUUUUUUUUACCCUAGUGCUCUCUUCUUCCUGUUGUUUCCUGAAUUUCCUAAAAAUGAAAUGCAAAAGGCCAUAAGCCAAGAGGAAAGCAGAUUUAUCAUGGUGUGGUGUAUAUACAGUGCAUGGCUGGGGAAGGAGGGAAGGGGAAUGGAAACCUGGUGUGAUGCUUGACAAGAUUUUUUUUUGUGAUUGUGGUGCUGAACACUGAUGCUGGGAUAGGAUUAUGUUCCUUCGGCAGAGACUGUCAAGGGACAGGGUGAUAAGCGACAGACAAAUAAGCCAUUUUUGAAAAAUGAAAAAAAA
Pogona vitticeps (central bearded dragon) is the source of this 1417-nucleotide messenger RNA. RefSeq names its product carbonic anhydrase 2. Gene Ontology annotation, cellular component: plasma membrane; apical part of cell; cytoplasm. Gene Ontology annotation, biological process: regulation of intracellular pH; carbon dioxide transport. The record is from RefSeq and is a predicted model, not a curated record. Gene Ontology annotation, molecular function: zinc ion binding; carbonate dehydratase activity. Lineage: Eukaryota; Metazoa; Chordata; Lepidosauria; Squamata; Agamidae.